CAAGCGGCAGCGCGCGCGCGCGCCGAUGUCAUGUCAACUCUCGAGCUCGGGUUCGUGGCACUCGAGCUCGAGCAGUGGCGGGCCCCAUGUUUUUUUCGAUGGCUGGCCAGCCCACGGGCCGCUGCCGGGCGGCGCCACGGUGGUCGAGGACGACUCGGCCGCCAGCUCCCUCGCAGGCCCCGUCCUCUGGGCAGGACGCCGGCGGGGACCAGCAGGAAGCGCCGCAGGCCUCGGGGCCGGAGGCGGGCGGACAGCCGGCCGCGCGCACGCGCGCGCAGCGGCGCCGCAUGCAGCGCAAGCACAGGCGGGAGCACAUCGGCAGGCUGGUGACGGAGUCGUUCCAGACGGACCAGGGCCCAGCGCCCCGCCGCGGCGACGAGGGCCCUCCAGGACGAGCAGCGGCGCCGGCACCUCGCCCCUCCCCCGAAGGAGGCCCGCAGGGCGGCGGCGAGCAGCUCGGCCGCGUCGGCCUCUGGGGGGCCGCGGGCGGCGAGCCCCUCGGGCGGCUCCCCCGCCGAGCCGCGGGCCGCGGGCUCCUCGGGCGCAGCGGCGCCCUCCGAGGCCGCGGC
This is a messenger RNA of Prorocentrum cordatum, 569 nucleotides long. The record is from the annotation of a GenBank genome assembly. Lineage: Eukaryota; Dinophyceae; Prorocentrales; Prorocentraceae.